Messenger RNA from Schistocerca piceifrons (Central American locust), 2581 nucleotides. RefSeq lists its product as uncharacterized. The transcript has 9 exons. Lineage: Eukaryota; Metazoa; Arthropoda; Insecta; Orthoptera; Acrididae. The record is from RefSeq and is a predicted model, not a curated record. The coding region runs from base 207 to 2177 and encodes 656 amino acids.
CCAGGUCCCCUCUUGGAGCACGUGAUCCUACUGCUGCCAAGAGCCUCGCCUCGCACCGAGCACUUACGCCAACUCUUGCGAGUUGAACAGGCUGCCGGGCAGCUCUCUUCAGUUCGCGCAGCAACGCAGCAGCUACAGUUAGACCGGCUGACGCACAACCGGAAGCGUGUCCAGGCUGCCCCAUUCUACUGUAAGCGACGCGCAAUAUGCGUCAGCUGCUGUGGCUGCCUGUGUUGCUGGCUGCGCUGCGGCCCACAAGCAGCAUCGACUUCCGCGACAUCAACGAGUUGGUGACCUUCCUCACCAAAACGCUGCCCGGCGUGAUCCAUAUGGCUGAAGCCAACAACAGCGAGGAAGAUGGCCCUAGCAUGCCAAUAAUGGCCAAUAAGGAAGAGAGGGAGCUCGUGGGCCGCUUGAAACAGGUGGAGUACCAGCUGGACCGCGUCGCGAUGCACAGUGCGGAGGCGGCACGCCAGGCUGCUAUGCUAAUACGCACACUGCCGCAGCAGCUGCGCUUCGAACUACAACUGUCUGAGCUCGACAGGCUGCUGUCCAAGGUGCGCGUGGCGGACGAGCAGCUUCAAGAAUAUGUAAUUAACGGUUGGGACAACGAAACCAACGGCUGGAUCAUCGAGCGGGCCACAAUCGAGGACUUGGCGUUCAGCAUCGUGUCGCACCGCGAGGGUUCCGUGCGGGCCGCACUCGACCGCCUGGACGAUCUGCUCCAAGGCUCCUUCCACGGUUCCCCGCUCCUUAUCAGACUCGCCCUCUCUAUGCGUGAAAUAAAUUCAAAUACCUGCAGCUUUCAGCAGUCUCCACAAUUAGUCAUCUACAACUUAUACAGCUCUAUAACCCUCACAGAACUAAAGGGUUAUGCUAUGAUGCAAUUUUCAUGGAUGCUGCUACGACUUUAUGGAAAAGGCAACUUCACUCUUGAAGCAGAAAUGAUGCACAGGACAUACAAAGAACGAGCUCUCAUGAAGUUGGAAGCAGCAAGAGCUGCCAUGAAGUUUGCAAGUCGUCAUAUGUGGCAGUGUGACCCACAUGAGCAUGAAGAAGGCAAAACAUAUGAACGACUUACUCGCUUGCUGCAAGGCCACAUCCAAAAUGAAGUUGAUAUGAAUUCUGAAAAUUCCUGUGGAGAGAACUGUGCAUAUUACACAUAUGCUAAGGAUCCUGGAUGUUUUGAUAGUAGAGUGUGCAAUCGUAUGCCACGAUGUGCAGGAAAAUUACAUGACUGCCGCUACAUUGACUCUGACAUGUGGAUUUGUGAGGCAGAGAAAAAUUCUAGUCGGCGUUAUGAAGGAAUUCGUUAUGAAAAUGGGCAGAAACUUGGUCAAUAUCACAGCUGUCAGAAUAAACGUGAAUACAAAGUUGACAGCUGGUGGCGAUGGAUUUUGUGGCACUGUUCUUAUUGUUUCUGUCUGUGUGAUGAACAAGGACCCAAUUCUGAUCGCUUUUUUAACCUACGACCUGUUGUUGCAGACACAAAUAACAACAUGGUAAUUACAGGAAUGCGCUUCACCAAAGUAAAACGUGUCAUUCAUCUGCAAAUAAGAGAAGGGCAGCUUGAACCAUUUGGAGGGAUAAAUGCUUCAUCCAUAAGAUGGCGACCAGUGGAUAAUUACAGCAUAACAGAUCCAAAGGUGGAAAAUGGAAAAGACUAUAAGACACUUAGCUGGGAACAGAGAGCUAUUGACUUAGACGAUCUUGAAGCACCACCAGGUCACGUGCUAACAGGUGUCAGGUUCCGUCCAGUUGGAACACAUCUUAAUCUGGAGAUAAUGGUUUCCCCAUUCAACUUCACAUCUGGAAAUCUCAUUAAACCACAAGAACAAGCAAUGUGGAUUGGCAAUGACAAUACAGAUGCAUCAGAUAAGCCAAGGACACAGCUGGAGCUCCCCAAUGCAGAUGUUCCAGUAAAAUCACCUACAGGAUCUGUUCCAGAUUCCCACACGGACCAGUUUCUUUUGUUUGACCACUCAGAUUUAAGCAACGAUGCUGCUCAAACAACAAUACCAUUUCUUGAUGCUCAGCUAAUAGAGCCACAACCACCUGCUCUUCUUGCUGGAGCAGGAAUUUAUCAUAAAGGGUCAGUUGGUUAUGGUGGAUUUGUAGCAGCCAAACUCAUAACCUACGAUUACAGCAAACACAUGAAGGUUCAAUUUCCAGAUUAAUGAAAAGACUGAUACAAAUGACGUGAUUGAAGUGAUUCACUCUCCAAAGUGAAUAGUCUCAACAAGACAGUCCUGUGAAAUGUGCAAAAAGUGCUUUGUGCAGAAAGUGUUUAGUGAAAUAUAUUUGUGUAAUCUGACCCUUCAGUGGCUGGCCCCUUAUAGGUUAAGUAAGCACUGAUGAAAUGUAAUAUACUGAGACAUUUAGCAAUAAAAGUUACCUGUAAAGAUUUUAAAAUGAGAUUCGUGGAAUCUGUGAGUGAUAGACAUUAAUCAAUGCAAAUGAUUCCAGGUGGGCAUAUACGAACAUUCUUCCUAUCUGAUCUCUUGCAUUAUCUUUUAGUGUCACCAAUUCUGACUUUUGUAUGUCUUUCAGAGAGUAAAUACAGUUUUCAUAAAAAUUUUCA